CUCAGCGUCUUUCAUCUUCUCGCCAAGUCAUCGAGAAGCGCACUGCCUACGGCGUCAUCUCUCUGCAUUGCGCUGUCUUUGGCUGAGCUAACCUGGCCAUCUUCGACGUUCUAGCCCAGGAAAGAUGCCUCUAAAUUUCUCAUGAACCGUUCAAAAUCCAAAGACAUAAAGAGCCGGACUUGACAGGAAAGCCCGUGCCGCUGCAAAGCAUUGGCGUAUUACACAACGUGAGACUUGCGCUAAAAGACUUCCAAUAAUCAUGGAUCUCGCGAACACCCUUAUUCGGAGCGUCGUCCGAGCCUUUCAUGAAACCCGCCACAUCCUGGUCGUGGACGCACUCUUUAUCCAUUCAGUCCUCCAUGCGGAAGAUUUGGCGUUUCUACUGGGCAUGCAACAGAAGGAUCUACGGAAACUUUGCGGAAAACUGCGCGAGGAACGCCUUAUCGCAGUACAUCAACGCGCUGAGCUUCGAGAUGGGUCCACCCGGCCGGUCAACCGCGAAUACUACUACAUUCCCUUGCAUCCCGUCAUUGAUGCGAUCAAGUACAAGGUCUCCAAAUUGACUUCGACAAUCAAAGCACAGUAUACACCGAGCGAGGAGCGCAAGGAAUAUAUCUGUCUACGAUGUGGAUCGGAAUGGACAGAACUGGAUGUGCUCAGCUUGUUCUCGGAUGAAGGAUUCGAAUGUCAGAACUGCGGCGCUAUUCUGGAGAGAACGGAGGAUGUAAAAGGGACAGAAGGCAUCGAUCGCACCGGUCACGAAAAGAACAGCAAGCUCAUGAACCAACUGGACAAGAUGCUUAAGCUUCUCAAGCAGAUCGACUCCGUCGAGAUACCACCCAAUGACUUCGACACUGCCUGGGAUCACAAGGUCGAUGUCAUCCGCAACCAACAAACACAUCCGACCAGGACCGCCGUUGCAGCGCCACAGAAACAUCCAGAGCUCGUCCGCGGCAACACAAAGACCGACGCUACCGCCCUCGAAAUCUCCCUCACAUCCACAGAGGAGAAGAGUGCCGCCGAACAGGCUGACGAAGUCGCCCGCAAGGCAGCUCUGGAGAAACAAAACGCACUCCCCAUCUGGCACACGCACUCGACGGUCACCGCAGGGGCGGGCAACCUCCCCCUCAAGACGGAGAUGGGCAGGAUGAUCAAAUCCGAGAUCAAAGCAGAGGAUGAAGAUCUGAAGCCAAAUAUUGACGCCCUCGACGACAAAGUCGCGGCCUACUAUGCCGAGAUGGCUCGCGAGCAAGCUCUGCAGGCACAGGCAGAUGCCAGUAGCGCCGAGGACGACUCGGACGACUUCGACGAUGACGAGGACGAGUUCGAAGACGUCGGCGGUGUAUCUGCCAGCGGCUCUGCCACACCCUCAGCCGUCAUGGGAGGAGGAGGAGGCGGCGGUCCCACAAGCGCCCCGGCCGGUGGGAUUCCAUCAUCAUCCAUGACCGGAAUCAAGCGUGAGCUCGAUACCGAGUCCGGUAGCAGUAGUCUCCCCCGGACAGCAACGAAUACGCCCUCGACCACUACCGAGGAUGGCCCGGCGUUGAAGAAGAUCAAAACCGAGCCCGGAUUCGAACCGGCAGAGGUCAAGGUCAAGAAGGAGGAAUCCUCGGACGAAGAUGACGAAGAGUUCGAAGAUGUAUGAUGAUCUACCCCCAACACAUCUACCAUCUACCUACUACCCUUGUAAAACACAAAUGUAUCAUGUCAUUAUACCACACGUUUUCAGUUAUUAGCGCUGGCGCUUUAGUCUACGGCAACAGGAAAAGGGGAGGGAAUCAUGGAUAACCAUAAGAUUAAAUGAGAGUUCUUGCUAUAUU
Molecule: messenger RNA, 1820 nt
Organism: Penicilliopsis zonata CBS 506.65
Lineage: Eukaryota; Fungi; Ascomycota; Eurotiomycetes; Eurotiales; Aspergillaceae
Exons: 3
Coding region: 260-1645 (461 amino acids)
Biological process (GO): transcription initiation at RNA polymerase II promoter; transcription open complex formation at RNA polymerase II promoter
Cellular component (GO): transcription factor TFIIE complex
Source: RefSeq, a predicted model, not a curated record